This is a messenger RNA of Impatiens glandulifera, 788 nucleotides long. RefSeq names its product coiled-coil domain-containing protein 12-like. The transcript is spliced from 4 exons. Gene Ontology annotation, cellular component: post-mRNA release spliceosomal complex; U2-type spliceosomal complex. The record is from RefSeq and is a predicted model, not a curated record. The coding region runs from base 150 to 608 and encodes 152 amino acids. NCBI's taxonomy places the organism in Eukaryota, Viridiplantae, Streptophyta, Magnoliopsida, Ericales, Balsaminaceae.
UGAAGUACAGACAGAGUAACAGAGUGAAGGGUUUAAGGAAAAGCUGAAAUCCCUAGAUCCGUUGAAGCAGCUUCAGGAAAGGGGACGACAGAAAUUCGUCUGGAGUCGCCCGCGACAUAAUCUUUGUUCUAGUUAAUCCUUUGAAGAAGAUGAGUGGUGAAGAAGAAUCCGUAGAGCAAGCAUCAGCCGCUCGUCAAGAGAGGCUUAAAGCGUUGAGAGCUGCUCGGGAACUUCUUAGCACUCCAGAAGGAAAUAGGUCUGAUGAUACUGAUGCAAACAACCAUGAACAAGAAGAAGAAGAAGAUUCUGUCAACAUGAAAUUUCGUAAUUACCUUCCUCACGACAAAGAACUUCAGGAGGGUAAACUUGCUCCACCGUCGCUACCCAAAUUUGAAGACCCUGUUGUCGAAUUGCCUGUAGUUGUGGAGAAGAAGGAGGAUCCUUUUGUGAAUAUUGCUCCAAAAAAACCAAACUGGGACCUUCGAAGAGAUGCACAGAAAAAGAUUGAUCAGAUUGAAAAACGAACACAAAAAGCUAUACUCCAACUUAUAGUACAACAAGAGAAGGAGAAGCUACUGGCUAUAGAAGAUGGGGAAAAUGAUAAUUAGGUAUUUCUAGUUUCAUGGGAAAAAAAACUGCAGGAAUCGCCGAAAAUGUGCGUUAGAAUUGGUGUGUUUUGUUUUUGCGAAAUCUGUGAGGCAGAAUGUAGUUGUGUUGAAUGCUUUAUUUUUGCAAUAAUCUGUUUGAUAUAUUUGACAAAAAUCUAAAUAUAUUGUCUGAUUGGUUCU